AUGGUCCAUUCGAUACAAAUGACACCCUACGAGUACGACAGCAAGGCUGGCCUCCGAUCUGAGGCCGGAUCCAAAGCUGCGGGCAAAUGGUCGCUUUCCAAGGCGAAAAUCGCGUCGUUCUGGAUGCUCCUACUCGUAAUAUUUGGGUUGACCCGAAUCAACGUCAAGGAUACGUUCUCAGCACUCUACAGUCCCGAUUUCUCGGGUGUUCCGAGGGUCCAGUACUUCGAUUUGGAACAGUACAGUGGCCAUGCCAACGGCUGGCAGCAUGACGAAAGAGUGUUGUUCUGCGUCCCUUUGAGAGACGCUGCAGCCCAUUUACCCAUGUUCUUUGGCCACAUGAAGAACUUGACCUACCCCCACAACCUCAUUGAUUUGGCAUUUUUGGUGUCGGAUUCGUCCGACGACACCAUGGGAGUGUUGAAAAAGCAUUUGAACGAAGUGCAGAGUGAUCCCAACCCAGCCAAGAGAUUUGGCGAAAUCGAGAUCUUCGAGAAGGACUUUGGCCAAGUCAUUGGCCAGGGCUUUUCCGACAGACACGGCUUCGCAGCGCAAGGUCCUAGAAGAAAGUUGAUGGCCAGAGCCAGAAACUGGUUAUGGACAGUGGCCAUCAAGCCAUACCACUCGUUCGUCUACUGGCGUGAUGCGGACGUGGAAACCGUGCCUCCUACUAUUUUAGAAGACUUGAUGCAUCACGACAAAGACGUGAUUGUUCCGAAUGUCUGGAGACCAUUGCCAGACUGGUUAGGCAACCAGCAACCAUACGACUUGAACUCGUGGCAGGAAUCCGAUGGUGGGUUACAAUUAGCCGAGACCUUGGGCGAAGAUGCAUGUAUCGUCGAGGGUUACGUGGAGUACCAGACCUGGAGACCUCACUUGGCGUACUUACGUGAUCCAUACGGUGACCCAGAAGUGGAAAUGGAUUUGGACGGUAUUGGAGGUGUUUCCAUCUUGACCAAGGCCAAGGUGUUCCGUACUGGCUCCCACUUCCCUGCAUUUUCGUUUGAAAAGCAUGCCGAGACUGAGGCCUUCGGUAAAUUGAGCAAACGUAUGGGAUACUCAGUCAUUGGCUUGCCACACUAUGUCAUCUGGCACAUUUACGAACCAUCCAGCGAUGAUUUGAAGCACAUGGAAUGGAUGGCUUUAGAGGAAAGCAGGCAAAAAGAAGAAGCCAAAAUCAAAAAGGUGUAUGACAAGGUCUGGAACAAGGCUUUCGACGACGUGCAAGAAGACUGGGGCAAGGAAAGAGCCAAAUUUUUGAAGAACACCGAUAUGUCGAAAUUGAGGCAGAUUAACGUGGACUGGUCCGGCGCCGACGACUGGGCCAUCGAUGAAACCAAGCAAGAUAGCAAGAAAUUAGCGGACUUCAAUCCAUGA
Molecule: messenger RNA, 1377 nt
Organism: Suhomyces tanzawaensis NRRL Y-17324
Lineage: Eukaryota; Fungi; Ascomycota; Pichiomycetes; Serinales; Debaryomycetaceae
Gene: ANP1
Product: Anp1p
Exons: 1
Coding region: 1-1377 (458 amino acids)
Biological process (GO): protein N-linked glycosylation; cell wall mannoprotein biosynthetic process
Cellular component (GO): mannan polymerase complex
Molecular function (GO): alpha-1,6-mannosyltransferase activity
Source: RefSeq, a predicted model, not a curated record